AUGCCAGCUUUUGAUUGGGAUCGAAUUUCUAAAGUUACUGAAGCUGCCUUAGAUAUUGAAAAUGCUAACUUUUAUUGUGAUUUACUAGGAGAUGCUGACAUCGACAGCUGGGAAGACUUGGAUCGCAUUAAACAUAUUUUCUAUCUCACACAAGCAGUUCUUAACCUAAAAGCAGAGCAAUGGAAUGUGAUGCAAGAAACAUUUAAUGAAAAAUUAUCAGAAAUUCGCAGUUUGACUCAACAAAAUAAAGAGUUAGAAUCAGAAAAUGCAGAGCUGCAAAAAGCUGCAUCUGGAUCUGGGGCCACUAGAGACAUUAUUCAGGAAAAAAGAGCGUGGAAUAUAGAAAAAGAAAGACUUGAGUCGGAGAUGGAUGGGCUAAAAUUAUAUAUAGAUCAAACUGUUAAAGAACGGGACAAUUUAGCUGGAGAGCGCUCUCAACUCGCGCUUAAAGCACUUGAAGAUGAAAAGAAUCAUCUUUGGCUAGAUGUUUCUCGACUCGAGACGAACCUUAAGCAAGCAAGUGUAGAAAUUGAGCGAGCCACCUCAGAGUACACAAGAAUGAAGGACGCAAUAGCUGAAGCCGAUAGGAUAUAUACUGAAAAGGCUUCAGAAUGUGAUAUUUUACGUGCUCAAAUCGCAAAUUUGUCAGAUCAAAUUUCUAGACCUUCUGAUGUUGAUGAUGAAAUAAUGAAUGCUUUGAACAUGAAGAUAAAUACUCUAAAAGAAAAAUUAGCACAAGCAACACAAGAUCUUGAGAGCACUACUAAUAUCGUUGAAGAGUUAAGACAGGAUAUGGAGAAAUCUGGAAAAGGAUCAUCAGAGAAGCAAGUGGCACGAAUAAAAGAGAUGCAAAGGCAAUUAAAAGAUAAAGAAUCUUUUAUUAAAGAAAUGAAAAGAAGAAUUCAAACGGUGACUAUCAUCUGA
Protopolystoma xenopodis is the source of this 924-nucleotide messenger RNA. Lineage: Eukaryota; Metazoa; Platyhelminthes; Monogenea; Polystomatidea; Polystomatidae. The record is from the annotation of a GenBank genome assembly.